GGUAGGCAUGUUAAUCUCUGUGGUCCUUUUAGUGAGUGAACUGUUUUCAUUUAUCCACCAUCUUUGGUGUUGUUUCCUUCACAAUUUUUAUAGACGACAGCUAGAAGAUGGCGAUGAAACAAACAACAAUUUAUGCUCUAUUUAUUCUGUUUAUGUCAUUCAUUAGGGUGGAGUCUGCACCUCGACAAUUGAACACGGAAAGCAUACUGAUCAAUGUGACAGCGGGGACAUUGGGUGAUACACAGGUGCAGGAGUCCAACAAUUUGCAGAUAAACCUGAAUAUAUCAGUAGAUGAGGAGCAGGUGCUCAUUAAUGACAUCCCUGUUGAGUUGUCUGGGGUGACCAGGUUAAACUGCCAAGCCUUGCUGUUGGAUACCACCAAUGGCACCAGUGAAUUUGAAUCUGGUGACUAUGUGUCCACGGUCACCCGGGUGAUGGUGAGCCAGAAUCGCCUGUGGAGUGAAUUAGAAGAGGUGGUGGCUCUCCAGGUGCUCAGCGAGGUCAUCGAGAUGGAGGGAAAGAAGGUCCAGCAGCCAGAAAUGUGUGAAGUAAAGAUACUUCUGAGCCCCAAUUUUCAGAAGCUAGCUCAGUAUACCAACACCUACCCAAUUGGGCAUAGUGAGAUUUCCAGGAUCCCAAGGGAAAAUGAUGUGGUCAUCACAGAUCCAACGAAUCCUAAGAAAGCAGAAGACCAGGUGAUGUCCCAGACCACUAGUCAGUACCCUCUGAAGCACGCCGAAACCACCCAAGAGGAGACUGCGGCGCCAGGAAAGCUCCCAGAGACCCCCCUCCGCAUGGACCCAGACCUGCUGUACGAAAACAGUGACGAUGAGGAUGACUUGAGAGUGCUGUCGGAUCAGAUGCAGACAGACACGCCCCCCAGGGAUUCUUUCUCCUCUUACAGUGCCAUGUGUCGAUGGGUGGAGGACGUGAAGAUCCGCCUGCGACGCUUCUGGUCGGAGUCCUUGCCACUGUUCUUCUUGGUCAUGUGGGUGGUGGUGAUCGGUGUUGUGGGGUCGGCCGUCAUUGUCAAGAUCUUGGACCUGCUUUUCCCAACGUGUGAACACAAGGGAAUUCUUCAUUUAAAUCCUGCCACUCUGAUGCCAGAGGACGAAAAACACACCCUGCUAGAGAACAUUGAAAUACAGGCAGAGGAGGACAAACAGCCUUAAAGGGGUGCUGAAGACUGACUCUGGAGUGAGUCUGAUUGCGGUUGUUGAAAACACAAGGCAUUAUGUGGUUAUAGAAACCAUCAUCUAUUUUGUAGCACUUAUUACACAUGCAUUACACCCCCAGGGUUGUGUUUGUCCUCCAACAUUAUAGCAUCAACACAUCUGAGAUGUUAGUACUGGAAGCAGAUACUCCUGGACCUGGUUACCUACUGAUCUGUUACUUCAUGAUGAUUGUGUUACCUCACAGUGCCUCAGUAACAUUUCUGCUUUGCGUUGAGAAAAACAGACCGUUGUUUAUUUUUCCGAUUGCUCGUUUCAUAAUAUUUCGCCAUUCCAACUGGAGGGUUGAACUGAGAUUUGCGUGAAACUUUAAAUCAUAACAUACAAACAACUUUUAUUUACUGGGUUUCAACCCGUUCAUAUUGAGUUGGAACUCAACAACUUUAAACAGCAAAUGUAAUGUUGCUAUUGCAUUUUGACUGAAUUUGAUGGCCUGUGCUUAUGUCCAUAAAAUGGACGAAUUGACCUAGUCUUGCAGCCAUCAUUGGAUGCAGUGCAAAAGAAAUAAUGACGACGAGAUCACAAACCAACCAUUACAGUUGAAUAAAGGCACUAUUCUUAAAGCUAAAUAAUCUUGAAAGCAUAUUCACUUUCAGAUAGACCUGUAAAACAUAGAACAGACAUGAGCUGAAGUAGAGAAUCAUGUCCAGUCUAUACAUUCGUUUUCUAAUCGCUCUGACAACAUGGCACUCACUGAGACCCUGCUGCUUCAUUAAAUGCGUUUGUUUGCAUUUUAACUGAAAUGUAUGAAUAUGGUUACUUGACGUUCUUUGCAAUGUGAAGGAAUGACAUUGUCAUGUGCAGUGAAGGUGGAUGUGUGAAUCAACACCUAAAGGACCUUUGUUAAUUAUUAAUUUUUUUCAAGCACCCCUUACUUUUAGUCUUAUAGUUCCUAGUCACACCCAGUCUUGUCCCAAUAGCUAACUGGCAGGUUUGCCCCAAAGCAGGCUAGGCAUGAGAAAAAUAUAACUCAAUCAGCGGGUAUGUUUACAGAUACACUGUAAUAAUUAAACCUACUGUAAACUGAUUACAGCAGUAGGGCAAUACUACUCAGCUGAUAUUAAGAUUGGCAAUUUCCUGUGUGUAUCAGUCCCAUCAGGAAGCCUGAAAUAAGACUCGUCCAUAAAAACAAUAAUGGCAUUGUGUGCAUGUAACCGUACCCAACCGGAUUCUGGAGACUAGGCUUCUGGUUGACUUGCGCUUUGGCAUUGAAUACCACCCUGGCACCUUUGGCUUUCUGCCUCAACAGAACUUGCAUCAAAAGCCAUAACAGGGUGUUGCGAUUGGCUGUCCAACAGCUUCUUAGGAAACUGCAUGCUGACAAGUGGGUAAAGUGGAACUUAACAUUGUUCUUUUACCUUUUUGUUGCUUCUACGGUGCCUCACGACUCCAUUUCAGUUUUGUGCGUUGUACUGAAGCAUGGGAGCAUGACUCGUGUGAUGUAUUUUCAUUUGAAUCAAAGUGUACAUUGAAUUCCCAAAUCCUAAAUAAAUGUGUUUCUGUAUUGUU
Messenger RNA from Esox lucius (northern pike), 2741 nucleotides. RefSeq names its product glycoprotein integral membrane 1 (gene ginm1). The record is from RefSeq and is a predicted model, not a curated record. Lineage: Eukaryota; Metazoa; Chordata; Actinopteri; Esociformes; Esocidae. Bases 108 to 1172 code for a protein of 354 amino acids. The transcript is spliced from 8 exons.